Acinonyx jubatus (cheetah) is the source of this 10493-nucleotide messenger RNA. RefSeq names its product ghrelin and obestatin prepropeptide (gene GHRL). Gene Ontology annotation, cellular component: extracellular region. Gene Ontology annotation, biological process: positive regulation of growth hormone secretion; negative regulation of inflammatory response; regulation of response to food. Bases 7149 to 7601 code for a protein of 150 amino acids. The record is from RefSeq and is a predicted model, not a curated record. Gene Ontology annotation, molecular function: growth hormone-releasing hormone activity; ghrelin receptor binding. The transcript is spliced from 3 exons. Lineage: Eukaryota; Metazoa; Chordata; Mammalia; Carnivora; Felidae.
AACAUACCUCAACAUAAUAAAGGACCUAUAUGAAAACCCACAGGUAAUAACAUCCUAGGUAGGGGAAGCAGAGAACUUUUCCUCUAUAGUCAGGAACAAAACAAGGAUGUCCACUCUCACCACUUUUAUUCAACACAGUACUAGAGUCCUAGUCACAGCUAAUAAUAAAAAAAAAAAAAAUACAAAGAAAUCAGAUAAUAAAAAGAAAUAAAAGGCCUCAAAGUCAGUGAGGAAGAAUAAAACUUUCAUUAUUUGCAGAUGAUAUGAUUAUAUGUAGAAAACCCACCAAAGACUCCACCAAAAAACUGCUAGCUAGAACUGAUAAUGAAUUCAGUAAAGUCGCAGGAUACAAAACCAAUGUAUAGAAAUCUGCUGCAUUUCUAAUUUUAAGUAGGCACCAUGCCCAACAUCAGGCUUGAACUCAUAACCCUGAGAUUACAAGUCAUGUGCUCUACCAACUGAGCCAUCCAGGCACCCCUGUUGAAUGUCUAUACACCAAUAAUGAAGCAGCAGAAAGUUAAGGAAUCAAUCCUGUUUACAAUUGUACCAAAAAACACUAAGAUACUUAGGAAUAAACCUAACCAAAGAAGUGAAAGACCUAUACUCUGAAAACUAUAAAACACUGAUGAAAGAAGCUGAACAUGACACAAAGAAGUGGAAAGAUGUGCACUGUUCAUGGAUUGGAAGGAUAUUGUGAAAAUGUCUAUACUACCCAAAGCAAUCUACACAUUUGCAAUCCCUACACAAUGCAAUCCCUAUCAAAACACCAACAUCAUUUUUCACAAAACAAACAAUCCUAAAAUUUGUAUGGAACCAUAGAAGACCUCAGAUAGCUAAAGCAACCCUGAAAAAGAAAAAGUUAGAGGCAUCACAAUUCCUGACUUCAAGUUAUAUUACAAAGCUGUAACUGAUCACUUGCACAAGAAUAGACACAUUGACCAAUAUAACAGAAUAGAAAACCCAUGGGGCGCCUGGGUGGCACAGUCAGUUAAGCAUCUGACUUCAGCCAGGUCACAAUCUCGCGGUCCGUGAGUUCGAGCCCCGCGUCGGGCUCUGGGCUGAUGGCUCAGAGCCUGGAGCCCGUUUCCGAUUCUGUGUCUCCCUCUCUCUCUGCCCCUCCCCCGUUCAUGCUCUGUCUCUCUCUGUCCCAAAAAUAAAUAAACGUUGAAAAAAAAAUUAAAAAAAAAAAAAGAAUAGAAAACCCAGAAAUGAAGCCACAAUUAUAUGGUCAAUUAAAAUUCAACAAAGCAGGAAAGAAUGUCCAAUGGGAAAAACAAUGUCUCUUCACCAAAUAGUAUUGGGAAAACUGGACAGCAACAUGCAAGUUAAUGAACCUGGACCACUUUCUUCCACCAUACACAAAAAUAAAUUCAAAAUGGACUAAAGAGGGGUGCCUGGGUGGCUCAGUGAGUUAAGCAUUUGACUUUGGCUCACAGUUCAUGAGUUCAAGCCCUGCAUCAGCCUGUGCUGCUUCAGAUUCUGUGUCUCCCUCUCUCUCUGCCCCUCCCCCAACUCAUGCUCUGUCUCUUUCACUCAAAAAAAAUAAAACAUUAAAAAAAUUUUUUUAAUGGACUAAAGACCUAAAUGUCAGUCCCAAACCAUAAAAACUCUCAAAGAGAGCACAGGCAGUAAUUUUUCUGACAGCAGCCAUAGCAACUUCUUUCAAGAUAUGUCUCCUGAGGCAGGGAAAUAAAAUAAAAAAUAAACUAUAGGUACGUAUCAAAAUUAAAAGCUUCUGCAUAGCCAAGGAAACUAUCAACAAACCUAGAAGGCAACCUAAGGAAUGGGAGAAGAUAUUUACAAAUGACAUAUCUGAUAAAGGAUUAGUGUCCAAAAUAUAUAAAGAACCUAAAAAUCUCAACACACAAAAAAAUGGAUAAUCCAAUUUAAAAAUGGGCAGAAGACAUGAACAGACACUUCUCCAAAGAAAACACACAGAUGGCCAAUAGACACAUGAAAUGGUGUUCAACAUCACUCAUCAUCAGGGAAAUACAAAUCACAAGUGCCAGAAUGGCUAAGUCAACAACACAAGAAACAAUAGAUGUUGGGUGAGGAUGUGGAGUAAAGGGAACCCUCUUGCACUGUUGGUGGGAAUGCAAAUUGGUGCAGCCACUGGUGAAAACAGAAUGGAGAUACCUCAAAAAGUUAAAAAUAGAACUACUCUACAAUCCAGCAAUUGCACUAGGUGUACCCAAAGAAUAUAAAAACACUAAUUCAAAGGGACACAUUCACCCUGAUGUUUGUAGCAGCUUUCUCUACAAUAGCCAAACUAUGGAAACAGCCCAAGCCUCCAAUGACUAAUGAAUGGAUAAUGUGGUGUAUACACACACACACACACACACACACACACACACACACACACACACACUGGAAUGUUACUCAGCCAUAAAAAAGGAUGAAAUCUUGUCAUCUGCAACAACAUGAAUGGAGGAGCUCAACAGUAUAAUGCUAAGUGAAAUAGAGAAAGACAAAUACCUUAUGAUUUCACUCAUAUAUGGAACUUAACAAAACAAACAAGCAAAAUGGGGAAAAACAAAAGCCAACAAAGAAACAGACUCUUAACUACAGAGAACUGAUGGUUACCAGAGGAGGGGUGGGUGGGGAGAUGGGUGAAAUAGGGGAUGGGGAUUAAGGAGGACAUUUGUCAUGAUAAGCACUAGAUGUUGUAUGGAAGUGCUGAAUCACUAUACUGUACACCUGAAACUAAUAUUACUCUAUAUGUUGACUAACUGGGAUUUAAAUAAAAAUUUAGGGGCGCCUGGGAGGCUCAGUUGGUUAAGUACCCUACUCCUGAUUUCGGCUCAGGUCAUAAUCUCACAGUUCAUGAGAUCGAGCCCUGCGUGGGGUUCUGCACUGCACAGGACAUGGAGCCUGCUUGGGGUUCUCUCUCCCUGUCUCUUGCUCUGCCCCUCCCCUACUCACACAUUACCCCCCCCCUCAAAAUGUAUAACCAUUUAAAGUAAAUAAAUUUUUUAAAAAAAUAUAAACUCUGGGGCCCCACUUAAGAUCAGAAUCAGGUAUAAAAAUACCCAGUGUCCUUAUAAGCUCCGCCACGAAUCCAGUGCAGCCCAGCACAGGCCUGCACCCAGAAACUGAGAUUAGACAGCCUUGAAGUCCUCAUCCUGAGAUCCCAUGGCUCUUAGUGGUCCCUAGACUAUGGCUUUGCUACCAGCAACACACAGAGAACGGAUUCAACACAGGGUGUAGAUGGGAGUUCUCUCUGGGGUUUUGAGGGGCCAGUGUACACUAAGGAAGAAACAGGGAGGGAAAGGAAGUUAUUCCUGGAGGUGGUAGAGUGAAGGGAAGCAGGCCGGUGCCGGAUAGACCCUUGCAGGAUUAGAGACCAGGGCAUAUUUUAAGGCUGAGAGCAGAAGCUGUUGGGGAGGAAGACUGAAAGUAGGAGAAACUAACUCUUGGGGCCCCAGCACCAUGACGGCAGGACAACGGGAAGCCUCGGUUGGAAAGACCUGGCUCAGACAGCUGGAGGCAUGGAAGAGAGCAUGGCUAAGUUUGUGGGAGUUGCAAGAAUGAUACUCAUGAUUACCUAGAAUGGUGCUGUCCAGUACAGCAGCCACAAGCCACAUGCAGCUACUAAGCACUGGAAAUAAGGCCAGUGUGAGCAGAGAUGUACUGGAAAAAGUUUAAGGUGCACUGAAUUUUGAAGAUUUCGUAAAAAGAAAACCAGUGUCUGGUAUCUCAUUAAGCAUUUUGUAGAUUGAUUACACAUCAAACUGAUAUUUUAGAUUUAUUCGAUUAAAGAAAAUAUAUUAAGUUGAUUUCACUGGGUUUUACAUUUCCUAAUGAAAUUUAAAAUACUUAUGAGGCUCUUGAGGCUGGCAUGGUAUUUCUAUUGAACAAUGCCAACCUAAAAGUAUGAAAACCAAGACAAAAAAAGAAAUCCCACCAGAAAAAAAUUUCUAUCUAUAACCCCAUCACCAAAAAAUAAAAACCCCUUUCUACAACCCCAAAAUCUGCCUCAUUCAGACAAGAGGUUUGGCCAAACUGAUGAAAAAAGUGCUACACAAGCCAACUAAAUUGUCAGUAGAAAUGAAAGUGUAGUAGAAAGUGUAUAAUUUGUUCUCAGACACCAUUUACAUACAGCAAUUAAUUCAGAGAUGAUGAGUGCUUCCCAUCCAUUCAUUAAGGCAGGCCCGCAAGGCCCCACAAUGGGAAAGAAAUCACCAGCCAGCAAGCAAUCCACAAGAAGCAUGUGCAAUGAGCACCCGCUAAGUUCUGGGAAAGACACAGGACAGGGAGGGGCCAAACUGGCCUUGAGAUGAUCCGUACUUGAAAGGAAUGAGGAAGAAAAUGAGCCUCAGGAAAGUCAGUCCUUUCCCUGAGUCACACUGUCUUCCUCCAGACUCCCCUUGGCUCCAAUGUGUAUAUGUUCCUCACCGCAUGCCUGUCUCUGCUUCCAUGACUAUGAGUGGGCAGCGAGGAAAGUUCUAGGUGUCCCCUGGCUCCUUCCUCAACAGUUCUGACAUCCGUCAGAUGUUCCUCCCUCCCCCUACCAGCCUCGACUCUGUGGUAUGUGGUUAGGGUCAUUCCCGACACACUGGCCAUCUCUCUGUCCCCCAAAGAUAACAGAGCGAGCAGGGUGUUUGCUGGCCGGUAGCCUUAUCUAGGAUCAACACUGGCAGCUCCUGCAUCCGGAUUAAGCAGAGGCUUCAUGUCUCAGCAGGUGCCUGGUCACCAUAGUUGGGUCUGUGAGGGCUUCUGUUUGGCUUUCCUUUUGGGAAAGGGGCUCUGAAAAAGCUGCAAAUCUUCUCCAAGAACUCCGGAUUUGUCCACACCCAGGAGCCAAGAGAUCUAAGCUCAGGUGGCUGACAAGAGGGAAGGCCUCCUGGAAACAUGCUCACAUUCUGCUGGGGCUAAAGGAGGGAUUCCAGCCCUUAUGGCAAUCUGGCAAUGAGAGGUUUUCCACGAAAAGGUACUUAGUCCCCCACCUUCUACUAAGGGGCUUAGUCCAGACCCUCCCAUGCCUCCACUGUCCCUAGAGACUCUACAAGGGUCCAGUGCCCCCUUUAAGUCAGAUGGCCAGUCAUUUGAUGAUCAGCCUUCUAUUGCCUUGAUAGCCUAACUGCAUCCCCUGCCCCAAUCCCACCCCUCUCACAGCAAGCAGAUAUUUCUGGAAUCCCAGGUUUGCUGUGCAAUCAGGAUGGUCUAUCAGGGAAGACACUGACCUAGCAGCCAGGAACCUGGGAAGCCAGCAUCUGCCACUGAAGGCUGUGUGGCUUUGAGGGGACUGGGGCCUUUUUGGUGUUCAGGGUUCCUUCCAGUGAAAUCAAAGCUCAGCCUCCCAGCUCUUCAAGGUCUUCCCAACUCUUGUAUUCUACAAUCCUGUCACUCCUCUGUUCAAGAACCUUCCGGGGCCUCCCUCCUGCAGAAAACGCCCAAAUUCCUUGAGCUAGCAAGGCCUUCAAGGCCGUGUAUAACCUGACCCAGAACCAUCUUCUAGGCCUCUCCUGAUGACACCCUCCCCCCCGCCCACGGACACCCUCAUCCAAGGCAGCCAACUUUCUAAUCUUUACCCCAAACGCUCUACAUACACCCACGCCUUCUGUUCACCUUUGCUCACACCGGGUGAUGCCCUCCCUUCCAUUUUCACCUUCUGCCUCUUUCAAGGAGCCCUUCCUGAUCUCCCAGCUCUGAGCCCCUGAGCCCCAGCACGAAGAGAGUUCCUGCUCAGAAAUGCUACAAUUUCUGUGGAGGCAACUCAUUUAGCCCUUAGGAGUCACUGCCUGGGCAUCCAAAUAGAUGAAGCUCUCCAGACAGGGAAGGAUUCCCCUGUGAUGUUAAUUAACUCCUCAUCCAAGAAUGUGUGACCACAGCAUACACUUGCAAAUCCCACUGGCCAGAACAGAAGGGGUAGUCGUGUGCAUGACACCUCAGAAGAUUUUCACAUCCAUCACCUCAUGUCAUCCUCAAAGCCACUCUGAGGAGCAGCUCUGACACAAGGCAGAUUACUAGUCAUCUGCCUGGGGCCCAUCACCCUGGGAGUAGUCACCUGUGCCAGCACUGGGCCAUAGCUCUUCUCCCUCCAGGGCCAGUCUGUUCCCUCUCAGAACCUGGCUAGGGGAAGGGAGACAAGGCAAGACGUCAGGAAACACCAAGGCAAACCGACGCAUUCUGGAAACGAUCCCCACGCCGCCUCCUCUGAAAGGACGGUCAGGAGCCUGUGUCACCGUCCCUCCCAGCAGACUCCUCAUUCUAUCAUGGCACUUCCCUGCUUGGGAAAGUGUGAAACUUUCCGGAGUCAGGAUCCCCAUGAGCUCCAGAGGUUUGUGGAAGCCAAAGCAGCAUCAGUCACAGAAAAUAACAUGUUGGGGCUGGAAAAACUCUUAAAAAUCUGGUAACCAUCACCUCAUUCUAGCCAGGAAGAAGAGGAAUUUCAGAAGGGGAGUAUGCAGAGCAGCAGAGAACAGCAAAGCUGACCUGGACCCCUGAGCCGCCUCCCCCCUCCCACCUGAACCAGAGUUGGGACCACUUGGUGACAGCUGGAGCAGGUGCCAACACAGCAAUCUCUCCGAGCAUGUGACCUCCACUGCUGAUUUCUACCCAGAGGACAUGAGCAUAUGAGUUCCCAAAGAAUGUAAAGCAGCCACAGGAAGUUAGGAAGGGGUUGCUAGUUUAAAACAAACACAGGGCUUCCUACAUAAGGACCAGACGGCUACCGGGCACCACUUCCACCAGGAACCCCAGGUAGGUACUCUCUCUCUACUCUUCGUGUGUGGGUUUAUGGGUUUAAUUUACUGUGACUGCUGGCCAUUCACGGGCCCAACUGAACAAAGGGGAGGCUGCACAACGUGGGGCGGCUGGAGCCCCCCAAACCCCUGUAUCCCCUGGGGACCCUGCUGGCCCAGCUUCAUGAUCCUUCAUUAAGAAAUUCAGCACAAGCUCCCUGGGGCCCAGGACAAACAUGGGGAGUCUCAGUGCUCAACAGCCUGGGAAUAGAGGGCACACAUCCUUUAAUUCGCUUCUACCUGGCGGCAGUGAACAGAGGGAGCCCCUCUCUCAGGGGUAGGAAGAGCUUCUCUACUCUGCAGUGACAUCCCAGGGCCAAGUCCCCUCACCAGAUCUGGGGCACAGGGAGACAGGGGAGGACCCACUGCCUGGACACCAUCUGUCCUCCAGGCCCACCUGACACCAUGCCCUCCCCGGGGACCGUGUGCAGCCUGCUGCUCUUCAGCGUGCUGUGGGCAGACUUGGCCAUGGCAGGCUCCAGCUUCCUGAGCCCCGAACACCAGAAAGUACAGCAGAGAAAGGAAUCCAAGAAGCCACCAGCCAAACUGCAGCCCCGAGCUCUAGAAGGCUUGAUCCACCCAGAAGACACAAGUCAAGUGGAAGGGGCAGAGGAUGAACUAGAAAUCCGGUUCAACGCCCCUUUUGAUGUUGGAAUCAAGCUGUCAGGGGCUCAGUACCACCAGCAUGGCCAGGCACUGGGGAAGUUUCUUCAGGACGUCCUUUGGGAAGAGGCCGAGGGUAAGUCAUUGCCCCAGUCAGGUCACUUCAGUCUCCAUGGAGUCCCAAAUGGAGCUCAGCCUAUGGGUGACACAAGAGAAGUUUUCUUCCCCUACCACUGCCUCGCAAAGAGCUUCUAAUUCUUCCUUCCCAAAUGUCUGCAGGAGAGCAGACUGGGCUGGGAUUUCCAAAUGGCUCAGAAGAGAGGUGAACACAGUCUUUGUAUUUCAAGAGCACGCUCGCUAUGUUCCAAGAACUAGCACACUAACUUUGGGGCCCAGGGAACCCCAAUAUCCUAACCAUAAAAUGCAGCUAACACUCAACUGUGAGUGCAUAAAAUUAUACCUUUAUUAUAUAACUUCACCUCGUGAACAAAAGGAAUUAGUGCUAUCAUCAGAAUAGGCUCUUCUGCAGCCAGUGAAGCAAAGAUUUCUUGCUUUUGUUCUGAAUCCCUUCUUGGCUUAUAAAAACAAACCAUUCAUUUGUUCCUGGUCACGGGGGCCAACACCUGCCUUUGGAAGCACAUUACAACAUGCAAAGCACUUCCCUAACUAACACGGUGUCACCCUGUACCCCCACCAACCACAUGAGGUAGGCAGGGAGCAUGGCACUUACCUGGGGGGUGCAGAGAAGGAAACCGAGGCUCGGCUUUUAGGUGACAAGAUCAACUCACACAGUCCACACGCCAAGGCCAAUGCCUCCUCCCCGCAUUACAACACACUACCUCCGACAUCGCCAUUGUGGAAGAAAAGCCAUCUAUGAUGGCACUGGCAGGACAGUGGACACUGAAUUUUGACCUUUUCCUUUUCAGAGGUCCUGGCAGAUGAGUGAUCAUCCACUAGAACGACCCACUUGCUUUCCUCCCAACCUGACAGUGCCCACCUGGCUUUUAAACUGUUUCUGCAACAACACCCAGUUCUGAGUGGUACUAGCUUAAGAAGUGAAUAAACAUUCAUGCUGUAUGCCGAACGUUCAAAAUGGAAAUUUAUUUCACCAGAGGAAAACUUCACAUUUCAUUGAAAAAAAAAUUUUUUUUUUAAUCUAUGGUCAGUACAAAGAGCAAGGAGGGAUAGGUAGUAAGGCAGGUGUGCAUACUUAGGAAACCAAGAGAGGGAGGGGAGGGAGAAAGGGAGGGAACAGAAGACAGACUGUUUUUUUUUAAAUACCACAGCUUCCUGAGCACAGUGAAGUUACAAUGAGAGCUAUUUAGCAAUCAGCAAGGAUGGGGGACCAGGAAACUUCAGGUGACAUUAUCAGAGCCAACAUCCACUGAAGUGACAUCAAGAUCAGAACAGGAUCCUGGGAAUGUGAAGGCAUGAGUAUGAAGUUAUACAUAAUUGGGGUGCUUACAACGGCUACUAGCCACUGCUAGACAGGGCUGAAAUAACCAUUUCUCCUUCCUCCCUGUCCUCUCCCAAAAAGACACGGCAAAGCAGAUGCCACCUCAUGUAGGCCAGGCUGGGCACUGCCUCGGGGUACUUCACUGAUACCAGGCAGGUGUUCCUAAACACUUUCAACUCCAGCUCACAGCUGAAUUGAGACUUGAUCCUUAAGUUCCACAACUUAGUUCCACCAAAGAUACCAGCCUUCUCGGGAGGAAUGUCAGUUAUCAGUGAUUUACACUUCCACGUAAAACGUGUGAACUGUCUUUGAAGAGCUGGUGAUGACAGACGAUGGGUGAAUCACUAAGGAGAGAAAAAGGUAAAGAACAAGGAGGCUCCAAAUAUAAGCACUGCCAAUACCUAUUAGAAACAUGUAGGCCGACCCUCUGCACAGAGUUGGGGUAACAUGCAGAGCCCAGAAAAGCCUUUAUCAGGGUGCUGGAGGAGCCACGUAUCUUCUCGAGUAAAACUAUCAUCACCUGGCACUGAAGGCACAGCCCCACUGGCACUAACCACUGAUCACACUUGGCAGGCACACUGAAAUCCAACUGCCACCCUCAGCAACGAACACCACGUGCACCCUGGAACAUCACCAUCAUCUGAGAACCUCUUAGAAAUGCAGAAUCUUGACCCAACUGUACCAGGAUCUGUAUUUUAACAAGAUCCUUGGGCUAAUAAACAGCUUAUUUAAAGGUGCUGAAAGACAACUGGAUCCUAUUCAAUUCAGGCAGGACAGCACACAGUAGAACCAGAUCACCCACCCAGCACAAACUGGUGUCGAUUCUCAUAUAAAAUCUCAUAUAAAACUUCUGAAAAUUCACACCUGGCCAGGUGAUAUCCUCAACAGAACUGAGAAAACAUCAUGCUCACUUACCUCCUCCCAUUUCUCUAGCCCCAGGCUUGCCGUCAUGUCCAUCCCUUAUGCCUACCACACACACAUACUUACGUCUCCCAGAGGUCUAGACGCUGACUAUAUGACUACAUGGGCACUUUGCACACCAAAUCCUUGCUUCUGAAAGCAUCUACCUCUAAACCUCAGUAGUAAGAUUGAAAAGCAUUAUUCACCAUAUAAAGAAUUUAAGGUACUGGUGAACACAGUGGGAGAAGAGAGGGAAGAGGGAGAAAGGCAGUAGAAAUGCAGGGAAAUGACCUUCCUCAGCCUCCAGAUGGCCACCCCCUAGGCACUGAUGUAGAGACUAGCACACUAUCCUGGAGAUUAGCCACAUCCUUAAACUCUGUAACUUAGUAGGGGUGCAACUCUGAUCAUCACUAACCAGGCCCACAGCCCUUUUUUUUUUCUUCCUAGAAGUGGGUCACUUACAUAUAACACCCAGUGUCCUCCUUAAUGCCCAUCACCCCUUUAGGUCUUCCCCCCCCCCCCCACCCCACACCCCACCAACAACCCUCAGUUUGUUCUCUGUACUUGGCAGUCUCUUACAGUUUGUUUCCCUGUUUUUAUAUUAUUUUUGCUUCCCUUCCCUUAUGUUCAUGUUUCGUAUCUUAAAUUCCACAUGAGCAAAAUCAUGGGAUAUUUGUCUUUUUCUGACUUAAUUUUGCUUAGCAUAAUACACUCUAGUUCUAUCCAUGCUGUUGGGAAUAGCAAGAUUUCAUUCUUUUUCAUCACUGAGUAAUAUUCCAUUAAAUAUAUAU